AUGGGUGGCUUGACAAGUCUUCUCCUGUUGCUGUGCGUUGGUGUCACACUGAGCUCAGUGUUGGAUCUGCAGAAGAGGAUCAUUGGAGGUCACGACUGUCCAGAAGGUGAACGUGGGUACCAUGUGAAACUUCUUAGAGAAAAUGGUGACCUACUGUGUGGCGGCUCUCUGCUCAAGAACGACUGGAUUCUGACUGCAGCUCACUGCUGGGAGUGGGGUAUGAAAGUGGUUGUAGGCGUGCCUCCAGACUCUCAACUGGACCCUGUGAUGGUCAUAGAACCGCCUGUGAUGUAUGCGGAUGACAAAAAAAGAAUCCAUGACAUCAUGCUGCUGAAGCUACCACCCUUACACAACCUUCCUAAGAUUACGCCUGUAGAUCUUCCUGUGGAUUGUAAGAAGCAAAAACCCAAGCCACGUGAUACAGUUAAGAUUGCAGGUUCUGUACUCACGAGCAAAGGCGGUGAUGAUAAAAGAGUAUACACAUAA
Messenger RNA from Acanthopagrus latus (yellowfin seabream), 486 nucleotides. RefSeq names its product anionic trypsin-1-like. NCBI's taxonomy places the organism in Eukaryota, Metazoa, Chordata, Actinopteri, Spariformes, Sparidae. The coding region runs from base 1 to 486 and encodes 161 amino acids. Gene Ontology annotation, biological process: proteolysis. The transcript has 5 exons. Gene Ontology annotation, molecular function: serine-type endopeptidase activity. The record is from RefSeq and is a predicted model, not a curated record.